AUGGUUGAAGGAUCUUCUGUAACUGAUGGUACCCCUCCUCCUCCGAACAACAAUGAAUUUCAUCCGGCUCACGCGGUCAAUAACAUUAAGAACGCAAUUCCUUUGGUUCUUGAUAUGGAAAAGGAUAUUUUCCAGGAUAACAAAAAUACAAGGGUCGUUUAUCUUGAGCAUAUGUUUAAUACAUUACAUAUUAAUAAUUUUCCCAAUGUUACUGCUUAUUGUCAAGAGUUGAAGAACAUCAGUGGCCAACUUUCUAAUGUUGAUCAAGAUGUUUCCGGACAAAAGAUGGUUCUCCGUCUUGUUGCACGUGUUACUAACACCGACUUUGACACAGUAGCUACCAUGAUCCAGCAAACGAACCCACUUCCAUCAUUUGUAGAGGCACGAUCACGUCUUAGACUCGAAGAAACAAGGAGGACUAAUGAUCAACAAGGCCAAAUUCAAGAUUUUGUGGCCCAACAAGACAAUCCCCACCCUCCUAAUCAACCACACCAACCGCGUGGUUGUGGAGGUGGUGGGCGCAGUGGAGGCCACAGUGGUGGCCGCGAUGGUGUAAGGGGUCAGGGCAGGGGUCGUGGUGGAGGUCCAACAACAAUAACAACAACAUCAACAUGGGUCGCCCCACAACAUCAGCCCAAUCCCCCUCAACAUGGGUCGCCCCACAACAUCAGCCCAACCCCCCUCAACAUGGGUUGCCCCACAACAUCAGCCCAAUCCCCCUCAACAUGGGUUGCCCCACAACAUCAGCCCAACCCCCCUCAACAUGGGUCGCCCCACAACAUCAGCCCAAUCCCCCUCAACAUGGGUCGCCCCACAACAUCAACCUAA
Molecule: messenger RNA, 828 nt
Organism: Spinacia oleracea (spinach)
Lineage: Eukaryota; Viridiplantae; Streptophyta; Magnoliopsida; Caryophyllales; Amaranthaceae
Exons: 2
Coding region: 1-828 (275 amino acids)
Source: RefSeq, a predicted model, not a curated record